Pseudophryne corroboree (corroboree frog) is the source of this 6970-nucleotide messenger RNA. RefSeq names its product interferon-induced very large GTPase 1-like. The transcript is spliced from 6 exons. Lineage: Eukaryota; Metazoa; Chordata; Amphibia; Anura; Myobatrachidae. Gene Ontology annotation, molecular function: GTP binding. The coding region runs from base 229 to 5883 and encodes 1884 amino acids. Gene Ontology annotation, biological process: regulation of apoptotic process. The record is from RefSeq and is a predicted model, not a curated record.
CCUGGAGACAGACCUUCCUCAGCUCAUAGAGGAGUCACAGACACUGGUCUGCUGGAGGCUGCACACAGGAACAAGACGUGAAGUUGCCAGUCGUUGGGUGUGUGUGACCAGCUGCCAGGAGACCGCCAGUCACAAUACCGAUACCCGUACCGGUGGGCACGUCUAGCCUUAUGGGAAAAGUGGCUCUUAGUGGCGAGAAGACCUGCUGCCUGUGAAGCUCAGAAUACAAUGGAUUCUAUCAGAAAAGCCCUCACAACUAUUAAAGAACUGAGAGGGAAACUAAUGGAAGUGUGUGUGGAAAAUGUAGAAGAUUUGUGUGACCAUCUGAAAUAUUCCAAGCUCAUUCUCUACCGGGAGUAUAAAGAUGUGUACGAGGCUGUAACCCCAGCAGAGAGAGCUGAGAAGCUGAUCAGCAUUAUACUACAGAAGGGGGAACCGGCCUGGGAGAUGUUCCUCCACCAUCUGGAGAAGAUGACUCCCAGGUUCCCGGCAUUGUCUGAUGUGUCUCAGCAGAUACCACAAAGUGGUGAAUCUGGGAAAAUGACAGAUUCUAUCAGAGAAGCAUUGAAGACUAUUAUACAUCUGAGGUGGAAAUUAGGAGAAGUGUAUGAGGAGAACGUGGACGGUUUGUGUGAUGAGCUGGACUCUCUCCACCUCAUUACUCCCCAGGAGUAUACAGAUCUGUAUGAGGCUGUGACCCCAGCAGAGAGAAUUGAGAAGCUGAUAAACCUUAUACUACAGAAGAGGGAACCGGCCUGUGAGAUGUUCCUCCACCAUCUAGAGAACAUGGUUCUCAAGUUCCCGGCUUUGGAUGAUAUGUCCCAAAACUUACCAGAAAACUAUGAACCUCAGGAAAAAAUGGUUCCUAUCAGGGAAGCUUCACGGACUAUUAAACAGCUGAGAUGGAAAUUAAUGGAGGUGUUUGAGGAGAACGUGGACGGUUUGUGUGAUGAGCUGGACUCUCUCCACCUUAUUACUCUCCAGGAUUAUAUAGAUCAGUACGAGGCUGUGAGCCCAGCAGAGAGAGCUGAGAAGCUGAUAAACAUCAUACUACAGAAGGGAGAACCGGCCUGUGAGACGUUCCUCCACCAUCUAGAGAACAUGGUGCCCAGGUUCCCACCACUGGCUGAUGUGUCUCAACACUUACCGGAAAACAAAGUAAAGACUUUUAAGGAAUUUCUGGAGAAUGUAAAUAUACACCACCCAGCUGUGUCAAAGCUGACCCUAAGGGAUGUUCUAGAGAUUGGGUCUGAGAACCUGCAGGAGGCUCAGCCUCAGGACAUGACAGAUAUUCCCUGGAACUUUCUAAGGAAGCUCAUGGCCCUGAAUAGAACUGCAAUAAACACCCGGUUAGACAAACUCCCACCUAAGCUGGUACCAAAUGACCGUAAUAUGUUUGAUCUAUCAGUGUGCGAAACAGAGGACGAUUCAUCUUCAUAUAUCCACCCCCUGGACGUGGUGUGCGCUGUCCUGCAUUGCUCAGAGAGUUUUCUACAGCAAGAGAUUGUAUCAAAAAUGUCAAUGUGCCAGUUUGCCAUCCCUCUACUGCUCCCUGCUGGUCGUGGCCCAGAAUGCACCUUCAUGCUGUGGGCAAUGAGGGACAUUGUGAAGAGAUGGAGACCUCAGUCAUUGGCUGACAGUAAAGGGUUCAGAGAAGACAAUGUUGUGAAUAUUCCCAUGCCGAUCUUCUCCUUUGUAAAACUGGGGAAAACCAAACUGUCCAAAUCUAAAAUCUUGAAUAAAGUUCUUAAUCCACCACAACAACAUCACAACUUCUUCAUAUAUGAAGAUAUGGAGGGAGGAAACAGUGAGAGGAAAAUAUCUGAUGGACUUGUGGAAAUUUCCUGGUAUUUUCCUAGUGGUAAGUCUGACGUCUUCCCAGAGCCCGUCGCAGUGACCAACCUACGUGGUGACCUGGCGUCCAGCUGGGAACAGUUCACGUUUCUGACACAAGUCUCAUCGGCUGUGUUUGUGUUUAUUGAGAAUAUCAGUGAUAGAGAAUACAGACUGUUAUCCAGCUGCAGUAACACCGACACCGAGUAUUAUCUCAUCCUUACUCCAAGUCCCGGGACUAAAGUAACUACAGAGACUGUGAAUCACAUCAACAGUCUAAUGUCACCGCUAAACAUUACUAAAACAAAUAUCAUAGUAAAGAGCAGCACAGCUAAUUAUGCAGCAUUUGUAAAACAAAUCCAAAACACCAUUGAGAGCCUUCUGAUUCAUUGUCAAAAAAGAAGUUUGGCUAGUGCUAAAGAUGAGAUCCAAGGAGAUUAUAUCUGUGUAGAUGAGAACGCGGCUGCAUGUCAGACUGCAAAUGACUAUGCCAGGAACAUUACCUCUGUAAUAAGGGAUGUAGAGAAGUACAAGAAAGAAACUCUGAAAUUACAGGGAGAUCUGUGGAAACAAUUGUCAAAAAUAGAAAAAGAACUUUGCAGAAUGACGAAACAAGGCGGGAAAAAUGCACAGGAAUAUAGCAGUGAGCUUAUACAGCAACGUCAUUCCCUGCACAAGGAACAGAACCAACAUGAUAUCUCUGAAGGCAUUUCAUUAUUUAUUAAUGCAAUUACACAUUUGUCUCAAGCAGAAAAACAUUAUUUUUUGAAAUGGAUGAAAUUUGAGCUGGAUUCAGUUGCUAGAAAUAAUAUUUCUACCCUGCAGUCUGAGUACAUGGAGAAAUGUAACAAUAAAUCAAAUAAUGUAGAACAAUUAAAACAACUGGAUCAAAAAAUCUCUGACAGCUCAUUAGGGGUUGAGCAUUUCCUACGUGAGCUGGGGCAGGUUUAUGAGGCUGAAUGUGCAAUGGUUAAUGAGAAAGUAAAUGGUAACAUAGAAAAUCAAUUUACAAAACUUCCAGGAAUCGCUGCUAAUCUUCUGCUGGAUGGGUUCCCAUUGGAGCUGAUUGAUGGAGAUGCCGCCAACAUCCCCCUGCGGUGGAUAACUGAUGUCCUGACUGAGCUGGACACCAAGACAGGAGGACACUGCAGAAUGAGAGUAAUAACUGUGCUAGGAGUACAGAGCACCGGGAAAUCCACACUUCUGAACACUAUGUUUGGCUUACAGUUCCCGGUGGCCAGUGGACGAUGCACACGAGGAGCCUUCAUGACCCUUAUUAAGGUGAGAGAGACCUUCCAGGAGGAGCUGGGCUGUGACUUCAUUCUGGUGAUUGACACUGAAGGGCUGAAAGCUCCUGAGUUGGCUUCUCUGGAGGACAGUUAUGAACAUGACAAUGAGCUGGCCACACUAGUGGUUGGGUUGAGUGAUAUCACCAUCGUUAAUAUGGCCAUGGAAAACACUGUAGAGAUGAAAGAUAUUUUGCAAAUUGUAGUCCAUGCAUUUCUUAGGAUGAAAGAAAUUGGGAAGAAACCCAACUGCCAGUUUGUACAUCAGAACGUGAGCGAUGUGUCCGCUCAUCAGAAGAACAUGAGAGAUAGGAAGAAGCUUCUGGAACAAUUGAAUGAAAUGACAAAAGUUGCUGCAAAAAUGGAGAAGAAAAUUGGAAUGACAGCUUUCAGUGAUGUGAUGGACUAUGACCUAGAGAGACACAACUGGUACAUUCCUGGACUGUGGCAGGGGGUCCCACCGAUGGCUCCGGUAAAUUUUGGUUACAGUGAAAAUGUUUAUGAGCUAAAAAAGUAUUUAUUCAAAUUUUUCAAAUCCGACCGGUCUGAUCACAGGCAAUGCCAGAUUCCUGAGUUUAUUACAUGGAUAGAAAGUCUGUGGAACGCAGUUAAACACGAGAAGUUUAUCUUCAGCUUUAGGAACAGUCUGGUAGCUGAAGCCUAUAACAAGCUGGCUGCACAAUACUCUCUGUGGGAAUGGGAAUUCACCAAAACCGUCCACAGCUGGGUGAUGAGCACAGAGACCAGUAUUAGGAAUCAGUCUGGUGAUAGGCUGGAUACAGAAACCUGCGCUCAUUAUAGAAACAUUCUUCAACAGCUGCUACAAGAUGAGGAAACAAAAAUGUUGGAAUUAGUAGAGAAAUACUUUGACAACAGAUCUGACAGUGUUCAUCUUAUAGAGCGAUAUAGAGAAGAUUUCUUCAUGAGUGUAAGGUUCCUAAGAAAAGAACUAGAAAGGAACGCGCUCAACAAGGUCAAUGAAGCUGUUUCUAUUCGGAAAGGAAAGUUCAAGAUACAGAAUAUUCAGAACAUAUCUCAGAAGCUCAUUGAAGGGAACAUCACAGAUCUCCUGAGAAGCUGCAGAGAGAGGAACUGUGAUCUGGGGGACAUGGAAGUGAAGCGAGAAUUUGAAUCAAUGUGGGAGAAAACACUGUGUGACUUACAGAUAGAAGAACAGAUAGAAGAAUUACCAAAACAUAAUGUUGACCAAGCUAUGCUUCAUCUGCUGAGAAAAGAGAUGAGUGGGAAGGGUGCAGGGAUAAACCAAAAACUAUCUAAAGUGAUGAGUUUAGAUGGAUAUAGAGAGAGAGAAUUUCAAAUGCAUAAAAAGUACAUUGAUAGCAACUGGUUUUCAAAAGUACGCAGUAUGUUUUCUCACUCUUCUGAACCCUUUGAUAAGGUCACAGAUCUUGCUGCAUCCUUGUUAGAUGCAUGUGAUACAUACAUCACAGAGAAAGUAUCAUCCCAUGAAGAUUAUAAUGACACUUACUGCCAGGAAUUACUGCACAUGAUCAAUGCUAAGCUAGAGGAAGGAAACAAUAACAACAAGCUGCACUUUUCCCCCCAGUUUGAGGUGGACAUUAAGCUGCUCAUCUUUGGGAGAGCAUCUGACACCUUCCAGAAGAUGCACGAUACCUUUAUCCAGGAAAAUGACCCAAAGAUCUGCCUAGAAAAGUUAAAACCACAAUAUUUUUCUACAUUUCAGAGUAUAUUUCUGGAGAAAGAUGAGUGUCGGAACAGAGCCAAGAAAUUCUGUGAGCUGUGCCUGAGACCGGCACUAACUGAGUAUAUUCUGAGGCAUCUCGGGAAGGAAAUCAUGGAUGAGAUAUUACACAGUCCUGAUAGUACAACAUUUAUCAACAGAAGUAAGUUCCAGAGAGUUCUGCUGGAGGAGCUACUAGAGGAAAACUCAUUCCAAAACUAUAUAAAAUAUAUUAAUUCAUACGAGAGAUUUUUAAGAGACUGGGUAUUUCGGUACAUUGCAGCAAAAUACCAGAGUCCAUCAGCUCUUAAUCAUCUACAGGUAAAGUGUUUGCAUGUGAUCACUGAAAAAAUCCAAGACAUCCUUAAAAUUAAAGAUUGUUUAAACAUAGCCAAUAUUUCAGAUUUUUUAGAGCAGUUUUGCGAAUUACUCAAAGAAGAAUUAGUAAUUUCCCAGAAUGAGAUGCAGGUGGUCACUUUCUGGAAUACAGCAGAUGUCGGGCAGUUCUGUGAGGACAUUCUGUCCUAUCUCCCCACCAUAGAGGAACACAUCCUGUCAGAGCUGGGAUCAUUGGACAUUGAUAAUGUACUAUCCAGGGUCACACUGAGGCCUCAGGAUGAGCUGUGUAAGAAGGUGAUUGGAUGCGGACAUCAGUGUCCAUUCUGUAAAGUCCCUUGUGAGAAUGUAGGAGGUGAUCACACGCAGCAUUCCGCAUCUGUCCACAGACCAAAGGGAUUGGGAAAGUACAGAUGGUCAAGAGAUGAGACAUUGGUCACUGACAUAUGUUCCACUGCUGUUGUAUCAAAUGUUCGAUUUCGAAAUUCAGACACAGACUGGAAUUGGCACCCAUACAAAGAGUAUCGUACCUAUUACCCAGACUGGCUCAUCCAACCCGAUGCCACCAUAAAUUCCUCAGAUUACUGGAAAUACAUUUUUGUGCAGUUCAACAAAGCAUUUGCUGAAACAUAUGAUGCAAAGCCGGCUGUAUUACCUAAUGACUGGAAGAAAACAACAAGAGAACAAGCUUUACAAAGUCUAGAGGCAGCUUUUACUAUUAAGUGAAAACACAAAGGUUACAUUGGUUUAAUCAUUCAAACCAUGAGCAUAACUAGAAACAGAUGGGAUAUUCAGCAAAUAUUAACAUUCCCAAAUAUAAAUAAUUAGACAUCAUUAUAGAACAAUUCAAGCAUUUCAAAAUAGAGAUGUCCUAGGAUUUUCCAGUCAAACGCAUUGCAUAGCAGCCCCUAUCCUAAACCCCCCCCCAUAAAUAAUAUUAUUUUCAUUUAUUUUGAGUCGCCAGAUAUUUCCUCAGUUCUGUUCAGAGCAAAGAUACAAAAUGGGGCAAAUAAUGUAUCAAAAGAACAUAUUUGCAUAAUUACAUGUGUAGCCAUAGACUAGUUAUAGUGUAUACCAAUUGGCUGAGAUAGUGGACCUAAGGGGAGGGGAGAAACAAGAGAAGGGCCCUGCUCGUGAGAGCUUACAUUCUAAAAGUUAAAAAACAACCCCAAGUGAUGUUCAGCAGACAGUAAUAAGCUUCUACUGAAAUCACACACCUGUGUAUGUAUAUUGUUUUAAGGACAUAUUGUAUUACUGGUUAUAGGGAAUUACGUAAAUAAAUAAAAAGGGAUUACACUAUGUACAUAUUCUCCACCUAACUCCAGGCUUCAUAAACUUUUUGUGUCCUGUCUUGAAAUCUGUCCCCAUCCUUCAAUAUACUCUGUGACAGAAAGAAGUGUUCUGUAUUGUCACACUACGGUACAGGUAGACACCUUACUAGAGGUUUCCAGCAGCAAUGCCAGAGGUGGUGCAUGGUGAAACGUGCAGUCCCACAGCUAGAGAGCAAGAGGAGCAGGCAUACAUCUACUGGAGGAAACGGAUCAGAAUGGUAAUGGUUAGUGUUAUCAACUUGCACUUUACCGCAUUAAAGGGACUGGACUUCAGAAUUCUACAGUACGUAGAUUGCAGCAUUUAACAUACAGGAGAGACAGAUCCAGUAGGUGAUCCUGGCCAAAUCACAUGAGAACAUUUGGAAAGUGUCCCCUCCCUUUUGGAACUCCAUUGUAGUUCAGCCUCUUAAAGUUUUUUUUCAAAUUUCACACUUAGACUGUAUGUUUAUGAUUGCAAUAAAUAAAUCAUGUUCUAUCACAAA